This is a messenger RNA of Nicotiana tabacum (common tobacco), 342 nucleotides long. Lineage: Eukaryota; Viridiplantae; Streptophyta; Magnoliopsida; Solanales; Solanaceae. The record is from RefSeq and is a predicted model, not a curated record.
AUUCGCCAAAUUUUUGAUACGCUUGAAGGUCAAAAUACAGAUUAUAGCAUGAAAGUGACUUUUUUUGAACUAUACAACGAAGAAAUCACUGACUUGAUAGCUUUAGAAGAGCCCUCAAAGUCUUCAGAAGAGAGACAAAAGAAGCCUUUAUCUCUCAUGGAGGAUGGAAAAGGUUGUGUUGUAGUGAGGGGUCUUGAGGAAGAAGCUGUGUACAGUGCAAACGACAUUUAUAACCUCCUAGAGCGAGGAGCAGCCAGGAGGCGCACAGCAGACACUCUACUGAACAAACGCAGCAGUCGUUCUCACUCUGUUUUUAGCGACAAGUUAACUAUAUAUGUUUGA